Microplitis mediator is the source of this 1608-nucleotide messenger RNA. RefSeq lists its product as uncharacterized. The transcript has 5 exons. NCBI's taxonomy places the organism in Eukaryota, Metazoa, Arthropoda, Insecta, Hymenoptera, Braconidae. The record is from RefSeq and is a predicted model, not a curated record. The annotation marks the transcript as partial.
AAUAAUAAUAAUAAUAAUAAUAAUAAUAAUAAUAAUAAUAAUAAUAAUAAUAAUAAUAAUAAUAAUAAUAAUAAUAAUAAUAAUAAUAAUAAUAAUAAUAAUAAUAAUAAUAAUAAUAAUAAUAAUAAUAAUAAUAAUAAUAAUAAUAAUAAUAAUAAUAAUAAUAAUAAUAAUAAUAAUAAUAAUAAUAAUAAUAAUAAUAAUAAUAAUAAUAAUAAUAAUAAUAAUAAUAAUAAUAAUAAUAAUAAUAAUAAUAAUAAUAAUAAUAAUAAUAAUAAUAAUAAUAAUAAUAAUAAUAAUAAUAAUAAUAAUAAUAAUAAUAAUAAUAAUAAUAAUAAUAAUAAUAAUAAUAAUAAUAAUAAUAAUAAUAAUAAUAAUAAUAAUAAUAAUAAUAAUAAUAAUAAUAAUAAUAAUAAUAAUAAUAAUAAUAAUAAUAAUAAUAAUAAUAAUAAUAAUAAUAAUAAUAAUAAUAAUAAUAAUAAUAAUAAUAAUAAUAAUAAUAAUAAUAAUAAUAAUAAUAAUAAUAAUAAUAAUAAUAAUAAUAAUAAUAAUAAUAAUAAUAAUAAUAAUAAUAAUAAUAAUAAUAAUAAUAAUAAUAAUAAUAAUAAUAAUGAUGAACCAACAACGGGAAAAAAUCUCAAAUUAUGCGGAAUUAUUUUACGUGUUAGUGCUUGGCAGGCGACGGCUAAUGCACUCAAUUCCCACUACAAUGUCUCAAAUAAACAAAGAGCACGUAGUCUCGUCGAUAAUUGUAUUCAAGACACUCCAGAUUUUGAUUCAAUCAAUUUUAUAACUACCGCACAGCCACAUGCUUCACAGAAUAAAAAACCUAGUUCUAAUAAAAAUAAUUAUCGUAAUUGUCAUCGAAAUUCAAGUCAGUCUGACAAUAAAGCAAAUGACUCAAAUUUAGAGCUUCCAGCUUUACUAAAUAAUUUUGAAUCAUUCAUGAAAUCAUUCCUGGAAAGAUUAGAACGAAUAACAUCAAGCAAUUCUUCGGCAAAUACCAUUCCGGCGCAACUUCUUCAGUCAUCAACCCAUUCAGCAGCUUUUUGUGACGACACAAUUAAACCUAGCGGUAAGCCUUCUUCAGCGAGUCUGAAAGCUCCGUCAAGAGUCAGUCAGAUGGUCACCAACGUGUUUAUUGAUCACCACAAGAUCGAUGCAUUACUGGACAGUGGAAGUGGACGCAGCUACAUCUCUGAAGCUGCAUACGAACGCAUCAAAGAAAACCAACUGCACGAACUCAUAUCAGGCCCCAUGGAUGCUCGUGAGGUCAUUAUGGCUAAUUCUAAACCAACACAAACACGAGGUGGUGCGCCUUUCCGGAUAAACUUAGACGGCCACGAAAUUAUCACUUGGUUGACUGUGGUACCAGGAUUGUCUACUCCUGUCAUCCUUGGACUAGAUUUUUGGCAGUUAGCUGACAUUCAAGUGAAUUCCAAAGAAAACACUUGGAAAAUGAAUUCAAGUAAAAUAACUCACACAUUUUCCUCAAGGACAUAUCAAUUUAAUUCAGCAACGUUAAACUCACUGUCGUCAACUGAAGAGGCUAAUCAUAAUCGAAAUCUCUUACUCAAACAACAAGAAAAUAUUACACUAAGUAGUUGA